GUUCGGCCAGUGCAUACGCGGACGCGGUGAGGCCAGCGUCGCGACGGUGAAACAGUUUGUCAUGGUAAACACGACGCCGGUGAUCGUGAAGACCCACCAAUGUACUGGUUGUUCUUAUCGUGAAUUGAACAGUGCGGAAACGUUGUCGGAAGAUAUAUCGUUGAUAUUUGCGGAGAUAUCGAGUUAGGCGGCUGGUCAAUCCGGUGUUUCAUUGUACUGUUGUACAGAAUUGUUUUCAAGCUCAGAAUGUUCUAAGUGAUAAUGGUAGUGUGUAAAUUGAACAGCUUUGCCCACUAACCCAACACCAAAUCAUCAUCAAAAAAACUGUACAUGCCUGUGACCAACCGUGUCCUGUGAACAAUCCAACAACAAAAUAUCAAUCGAACGAUCGACCUAAAAAAAGUUUGAUCGGGAUGUGCCGGAGGUGAGUUCGUGUCGCCUCGGCCUCGGGCUAGUGAUAACAACUAACAGGUGCGUUAUCUUAUCUGAAAAAGGAUAGACGAUAUCACAGUGGUGAGGAGAGGAGAUUCAGAUCAUUAGUAAGAAGGCAGUGCCGGUGUGUCGCGUGUCGGUAAUGUUGAAUUCGUUGGAGGUGUUGGCCGGGAAACUGUCGCCCAGGCAAAGUUCGGGAGUUUCAGCUGGCGGGGGAGGACGAGGCGCUGCAGCGCAUAACCACCACUACAGCAGUUUGCUGGAUACCAACGCCAACAGGGUGCAUCCAUAUCUGAAAAACGCCGCGCUUAACAAACUAGCGGCGCUGAGGGAAAAGGCUACCCUUUUGAACCUCGAACUACUGAUUAGGCUUAAAAAUAACGCCGCUAGAAAGCUAUUAGACCCCAAAGAAGUUUAUAAACGGUACGUGGUUUUUGCUGUUUAA
Molecule: messenger RNA, 877 nt
Organism: Acanthoscelides obtectus
Lineage: Eukaryota; Metazoa; Arthropoda; Insecta; Coleoptera; Chrysomelidae
Source: the annotation of a GenBank genome assembly